Rhagoletis pomonella (apple maggot) is the source of this 675-nucleotide messenger RNA. Its product is annotated as cAMP-dependent protein kinase type II regulatory subunit-like. The transcript is spliced from 5 exons. NCBI's taxonomy places the organism in Eukaryota, Metazoa, Arthropoda, Insecta, Diptera, Tephritidae. The record is from RefSeq and is a predicted model, not a curated record. The coding region runs from base 1 to 660 and encodes 219 amino acids.
AUGGCAAAUUUCAAAUACUUAUAUCUAUCCUUUUUUCUUUUUUCUCUUUACAUAUCUAUUAACAGCGGUGUUUACAAAGUAAUUUGUAAUGGCGAUCAUAUUUCUACUUAUGACAAUAGUGGAAUAUUCGGUGAAUUGGCGCUGCUCUACAAUGUUCCAAGAGCCGCAUCCAUACAGGCUGUAACAGAAGGCCUACUGUGGGCUAUGGAUCGUCAAACGUUCCGUCGCAUUCUAUUGAAAUCCGCUUUUAAAAAGCGAAAAAUGUACGAAACACUUUUGGAUAGCGUACCGAUGUUGAAAGCGUUGAAGUCCUAUGAGCGCAUGAACUUGGCUGAUGCCCUAGUUUCCAAACACUUCUCUAACUCUGACAGAAUCAUCAAACAAGGUGAUGCCGCCGACGGUAUGUACUUCAUUGAGGAUGGUAAUGUUGUUGUGAAAAUGGAUCAGGACGGCAAGGAAAUUGAAAUCUCCCGACUGGGCAAAGGUCAAUAUUUUGGAGAGUUGGCUUUGGUUACACACCGACCACGUGCUGCUUCCGUUUAUGCCGAUGGAGAAGUUAAAGUUGCAUGUAAGUUAAAAAUAAAUUUCAAAAGGUUUUGUGGUUACAUAAGUACGUAUGUACUAUGUACCUCUGAACGAGAAUUUAAAUUAGUUAAUUAAUAUUUUUUUCAUUAC